AGCCGAAAAGCAAAGCGAGGAAAGUAGCCAUGAAAGUCACGUGAGUUCGGGGAGAUCUUUCGGUCAAAAGAGCAACGAGUCGAUCUCUAUUCUUCGUGAUGUUUCCGUGGCAGAGUUAACCCAAUUUUCUCCCAAAGUAACCAGCACCGCUCGAGAUUCAGAAAAAGUAGACUCGUCACCAGAGGACAAUACGGCGGAAGAUGGUCCUAGUAUAGCUAUAGUGGAGCAUAGUAUAGUAGACGCAAGGCAAGCAGUGGAACGGUACGAUGUAAGUGGCAGCUCCACGAAUGAAAUUGGACGUUUUAAAACGCCAUACUCUUUACCAGGCUUAUAUAAACCAGCUGAAAAAAGGCGUGUCAACUUUGAUCUCAAUUUGAUAGAGGAUGCUGAUUUGUCCAUUGUCGAGUCGAGCCAAGGGCUUGAUGAACUCUCCCAGCAGUUGCCAAUUACAAGUAUGGUUAAUAACUUUGUUAACUGGGCAAAGGAAUCCUAUAAGAAGCUUGCCUCGAGCAAAGGAAGCCAAAGAGGGAUAAGCUCGCAAAUUAUCAACAGUGCUAAUCGAGAUACUGGAGGGCAGGUGAACUGUGAAAACUGUGAUAUGAAAGAGACUGCCCAAGGUAACGGUAUAACUAAUGACGACGUUGCUGCUGCUGAUGAGGAUGAUAAUGAUGACAACGAUGAUGAUGAUGAUGAUGAUGAUGAUGAGAUUUUUUGUACAGCAAGGUCCUGUGAUCAUCCCUCCACUUCCUCCGUGCCGCAUGUAGGCUCAAAUGAUGAUUCAGACAAUUCUUACUCAACUUCACAAACAAAACGCUCAAAUAAGAUUGAAAGAGUUCGUAGUCAGGAUUCUCCCGAAAACAAUCUAUAUCAAGAAGAUCGAAAUCGUCCAAACCCUGAUGUAUCUCCCUGUUUAUUAAGCGACAGUUCAGUCGAAAGUCCAAAUAUAAAUGAACAUUCCAAAUUGGCCAGCAAUCUGAGUACACCAUCCAGGUCAUCUUGCUCAAAAUUAAUCAGAUCUCAGACUUCGUUGUCUGCCAUGGAGGUGUGUAAUAGCUCUGACAUCGGCUCAACACCUACAAUCCUAUCAGUUCAACAAGAUUGCUCAUCUAUAAGGCGUGACUGUUCUAGGUUAAAAGAAAAGGUCAAUGAAUUGUUAGACGCGACCAAUAAGUUGCCCCCGGUAUUCAGACGGAAACAUUUCUUUGAAAGUGACAUAUCUAACGCUGAACUUGCCGAUGUUAUAAUAGCGGGGAAAACUCCACCAAUACUCCUAAAAGACCUUGCAAAAGAUAGGGAAUCGGAAGUGAAGACCAAGGCAUCGACUCCUAUACUUGAAAAGGGAGGCUCAUCUGAAGAAGACGGUGGAUCUAACGCUAGGCUUGAUGUUCUUAUCGGGGAAAAGACUUCACUCGCGUCGGACCUUACUGAGGAUCAGGAAUCCGAUGUAGCGCUAUUGAGGGACUUUGACGUGCCUGGUCUCUGUCUUGAUGAUGCGUCUGUGAAUUCGCAGGAAUUUUUAGACGAUAUUUGCACCGCUGAUAAAUACAAUGAUGCAACACCGGAUGAUGUGCUGAAUGCGUUGCAAAUGUUGGAAAGUAGUAUGAAUAUGAGCAGAGCACAAGGGUGCAGUAUUAUCGAGGUGAAUUCCCCUGUAGACAGUAGUAUGAACAUAUGUACCGCGCAAAGAUGCAGUGAGAAUGAGGAGAUUAAUCCUUUAGCGCAAGAAAAUAGUAUUGUCAAGGAGGAUACCCCUGCACAUAGCAUACGUUCCGCGCAAAAAUGCGGUAUUAUCGAAGAGAAUGCUCCUGUUUUCUGUGGGGAUUCAAUCUCUGAAAGUCAGCCAUCGACUGCUGCAAGUAGUCAUCCAAGUGGGCUCUCCAGCUCUGGUUCCAUUCCCUGUGGGCAACAACAAUGUGAGGACGAAGAUCGUAGUCAUCUUUAUCUUGAAAUGCGUGCUGAGCAGAGCUUAUUGCGUGCAUUAAUGUCACAAGAAUCAGACAAUUUUGCGGACAGUGAAACUUUAAAUCAUGCUAUAAGCAAUAUGGUUGCACAAACACCGCGAACUUCCCCGUCUAAUGAAAAGGUUGAGACUAAGGAUAAUAUCGAUGUUACUACGUCUAGCACAUGCUCAGACAUACUGGCUAAUCAGCACGUAUUAGCGGAGGACGACAUUUCUGAAUUACCGCAAGCGGGAAGUAAGAGAAAGCGAACUUGUCUUAAUGACGACGAAGAGCACGCUCCAAAGCGUACGGCAGUAGCGCGUGAAAGAGUAAGCCCAGAUUCGACGAAUGCGUCACAGCAGCCUUCCCACAUGGUCCAGAUGAGCCAGGCACACGAUUUGUACUCACAGCAGGAGAUAUUAGAGAUGUCAUGGUCAGACGAAAAGGAAGCGCCAUCAACAUCGCAAUCCGAACCGACAUUUUUAGUGAAGUGCAAAGACAAACUAAGCAGCCCCGAACAUGAUAUAGCCCUUUUUUAUGGCACCGCGUCAAGAACAGCUCAAGGUCACCCGUCCAGAGACGACCUUAUCCCGUACUAUGGGGAUUCAGACGGCUCGAUAAGUGAAAUCGAAAAACCACGAACUUCAAGAGUGUCACGAACCAGUAGCAAAACGUCCACUGGAAAAAAGCGAAGACGAUCAAAGAGUGAAGUGGCAAUGGAGAAAGUUUGGUUGGAGCGUGUUUUCGAUUGGGUGGAUACACUACCAGCUAAUGAUCAACGCGGGAGAGAGUUUAAUUGGUUUGCUGACUAGACAGACCUGUAGGCUGACCGGUUUGGCCAGUUCGCUUGGGACGGCUUUGGAAUUGGGUCGACACACUUCCACGCCAAGCAUCGACGUGUGAGAGAGUUUCACUGGUUCUCUACUUUUCAACUGACCGGCUUGACCAUCAGGCUGACCGGUCUGACUAGUUUGAAACGGGCAAAGGAUCGGAUGAAAACACUUUCACGCCAAGGAUCGACAUGAAAGACAUCUUUUGCUCUGGUAAUUGACUUCAAAUAUUGGUGGGUAAAUGUUGUCUCUUUCUCAUCUGGUUAUGCUUGCGAUAUGUUCGCGUAAAAUGUGCAGAAUAUACGCUAAAUGGAAGUGAUUCGGAGAAAGGAUGCAGUAGAGAACCGUAUCCCCUUGCGAGUACGGAAAUUGCAGAACAACAUUUACGUAAAUAUUGAGCAUCUUUCCGUUGAGUACGAUAGAGCCAUGCUCUGUUGUAUGUCGGCUAUUAUUAAUGAAUCGUGCAGACAGACACUGUAUAAUCAAAUGAUUUUUGUUGCUGUUGUUGUUUAAAAAGUCUCUGCCAGCCGCCAUUUUAUUAUUUAACAAAAUAGCAAUUGUGAGAAAGCAUCCAUUCCCAUCGGCUAUGCUUUUGCAGCUAUUGGAAUAUUUUCUAUUAAAUUUGUUAAAUCAAGUAUUAAACUUUGUUUUUAGAUUGAAAUUUUAAAAUUUCUUUACAUAAUUUGUCUUCCAAGAUUGAGUGAAAACAAUAACAAAGAUGUGGCUGACAAAGGCGCUUUAACAACAAAUGCACAAUUCCACACAAUAAUAUGUACGGUGUCAUCUUGUGCCGUUUGAUACUGAAGAAGUCGUUAUUUCUAAAAACAAAUUUAAAAUUGCAAAUUUUUGUAUUGUGGUUAAGAAAUGAUUCAUUCAAGGUAUGUUGGUCGAAGGACCGAUUUUAUUCAAUAUUCUAGCAAUGUCUGAAAUUCUAUUCCUACAUUUCAAGAAGAAACGUAUUAAAGUUUCUAUAAAAAGUU
This is a messenger RNA of Nematostella vectensis (starlet sea anemone), 3750 nucleotides long. RefSeq lists its product as uncharacterized. The transcript has 4 exons. The record is from RefSeq and is a predicted model, not a curated record. Bases 455 to 2752 code for a protein of 765 amino acids. Lineage: Eukaryota; Metazoa; Cnidaria; Anthozoa; Actiniaria; Edwardsiidae.